Molecule: messenger RNA, 573 nt
Organism: Capsella rubella
Lineage: Eukaryota; Viridiplantae; Streptophyta; Magnoliopsida; Brassicales; Brassicaceae
Product: histone H4
Exons: 1
Coding region: 42-353 (103 amino acids)
Biological process (GO): nucleosome assembly
Cellular component (GO): nucleosome
Molecular function (GO): DNA binding; structural constituent of chromatin; protein heterodimerization activity
Source: RefSeq, a predicted model, not a curated record
AACCGUUCUUCUUAUAGCUUUUCAAAUCCUCUCUCGAGAAAAUGUCGGGUCGUGGAAAGGGAGGAAAAGGUUUGGGAAAGGGAGGAGCCAAGCGACACAGGAAGGUUCUGAGAGACAACAUCCAAGGAAUCACCAAGCCUGCGAUUCGGAGGUUGGCUCGUAGAGGUGGAGUCAAGCGUAUCAGUGGUCUGAUCUACGAAGAGACUCGUGGUGUCCUCAAGAUCUUUUUGGAGAACGUGAUCCGUGACGCUGUUACCUACACCGAGCACGCCAGGAGGAAGACUGUCACCGCCAUGGAUGUCGUCUACGCUCUCAAGAGGCAAGGACGGACUCUCUACGGUUUCGGCGGUUAAGGCGAUUCGCGUUUGUGUGUUUCUGGGUUUGUUACUUAGGGUCGUAUUCUUCUGGGAAUUUCUAAUCAAAUCAUUGUACUCUUCAGCGUUUGCGUUUUCACUUUUGUUUUUUUUUUUCUCGGUAUGGCGUUUAGUAGUUUGCGGUAGCGUUCUCGAUUUAUGUAAUUACGCCUUUUCCUCUUGCUUUCUGGUGAAGUAUAAUCGAAUUAAGUUUCAACUA